AUGCCGCGAGCGGUCUCUGCCAAGCUAUCGCGCCAGCACGAGCCGGCUGCGGGUCUGCGCCCCGGCUCGGCCCGUACCGCUGCCUCCAACCCCAACGCCGCGCACGCCUCGAACCAGAACUCGAGCGCCACCACCAAGAACCCCAUCUUCAACACGGACAAGUUCGGCCAGCACAUUCUCAAGAACCCGCUCGUCGCGCAGGGCAUCGUCGACAAGGCCAACCUCAAACCAACAGACAUGGUGCUCGAGGUCGGUCCUGGUACCGGUAACCUUACGGUCCGCAUCCUGGAAAAGGCCAAGAAGACCACCGUCGUCGAGAUGGACCCACGCAUGGCCGCCGAGCUGAGCAAGCGUGUCCAGGGAAAGCCCGAACAGCGCAAGCUCGACAUCAUGAUCGGCGACUUUUGCAAGACCGAACUGCCGUACUUUGACGUAUGCAUCUCCAAUACGCCGUACCAGAUCUCGUCGCCGCUCGUCUUCAGGCUGCUCUCGCACCGACCGCUCUUCCGCUGCGCCAUUCUCAUGUUCCAGCGCGAGUUUGCGCUGCGACUCAUCGCUCGCCCCGGCGACAACCUUUGGUGCCGACUUUCGGCCAACGUCCAACUCUACUCGAAGGUGGAUCACAUCAUGAAGGUGUCGCGCAACUCGUUCCGACCUCCUCCGCAAGUCGAAUCGAGCGUGGUGAGGAUCACGCCGUUGAAUCCGCCACCUGCGAUUCCCUUCGAAGAGUUUGAUGGUCUGACGCGCAUCGUGUUUUCGAGGCGCAACAAGACGGUGCGCGCGAGCUUCUUUGAUGCGCGCGGAGUGAUCGACAUGCUUGAGGCCAACUACAAGACCUACUGUGCAGUCAAGGAGAUCAUGCCGCAGGACAACUUUGCCGACCUCGUCAAGCAGGUGCUCAUCGACACCGACACUGCAGAGAACCGUGCCGCAAAGAUGGACAUCGACGACUUGCUCAAGUUGCUCGCCGCAUUCCACGAGAAGGGCAUCCACUUUUCGUAG
This is a messenger RNA of Moesziomyces antarcticus, 1002 nucleotides long. RefSeq names its product RRNA adenine dimethylase. The transcript is spliced from 2 exons. NCBI's taxonomy places the organism in Eukaryota, Fungi, Basidiomycota, Ustilaginomycetes, Ustilaginales, Ustilaginaceae. The coding region runs from base 1 to 1002 and encodes 333 amino acids. The record is from RefSeq and is a predicted model, not a curated record. Gene Ontology annotation, cellular component: mitochondrial matrix. Gene Ontology annotation, biological process: rRNA methylation. Gene Ontology annotation, molecular function: rRNA (adenine-N6,N6-)-dimethyltransferase activity.